AAGUUACCAGACUAUCGAUAGUAUCGUCGAUAGUUUGACAGCUCUACUUCGCAGACAUCGAUGCAUCAUUCGCAACUCUAUUUCCAAAACAAUUUACUGCCGCAAUUACCAUAAACAAAUAACACAGUUUCUUAAAUAUAUAAAUGUAAAUUUAUAAGACUUGGCGAAAUUAUUUUAGAAUUGGAGUUGGCGCUGUAGCCUGAGAGCUGGCCAAAUAAAUCUUCUGCCUGUCAUACAGCUCAGAAAUAUAUGGCAGCUACUACAGUGCAAAAGUUUCAUUGUGGCGAAGUAUUCGUUUCCGCCAAUCUUUGCGUGACCGUUGAGUGUAAGUGGUGCAAUGAAAAAUUUGGUGUCUAUAGUAAAUUUUUGGAUCAUAUAUUUGGAGAACACUUCGAUGAUUGGAAUUCAGCAGAAGAAACAAAGCGCCAACUUCCAAAUAAAGUGGAAACUGUUACCGACGAGGAUUUUACUGAGUCUCCCAAUGAAAUUCAAUAUAUAGAAAUUGAACCCAUUAGUUUGAACGAAUAUUCUUUCGAAGGUGACGAACAAGAGGAGGAUUUCAUAACAGAAAAGCUAGCGCCAAUGGAUGAUGACGCGAUAAAUGUUUCAGAAAAUAUAACCGAGGAGCAAGAGGAGAAGCGUACUCCUAAAACUUCGCAACCCACUUGGCGACCGGUGCGAGUAUUUGCGACUUAUAAAAAUUCGACAGCCAUCGCGGACAAACGAAAAUAUAAAUGUAAAAUAUGCGGCUUCGCUGUAACUGACAUUCACAACUUACGCGGCCAUGAGAAACGACACAGUAAUAUAAAGCCUUACACUUGCCUAAAAUGUGACAAAGCAUUCUAUACGCGCACGGAAUUGAACACGCAUACUAGACGGCACAAUGGCGAAAAGCCUUUUGUCUGUUCAUAUUGCGGUAAAAGUUUUAUAACCGCUGCAAUAUUAACUAGACAUGAAAAACGGCAUCUUGGCAAGAGGGAACAUAAAUGUGAUCAAUGUGAGAAGAGCUUCUUUGAUGGUUUUCAGCUUCGAGAUCACGCUGUUGUGCAUACCCAGGAACGUAAUUAUGAGUGCGAGACAUGCAAAGCCAAGUUUACUCGCAAAAAAACGCUCAAGACACAUAUGAAAUUGCAUGAAAAUGCGUUAGGCUAUCAAUGUAUCAUCUGCCAUAUGCGUUUCAACCAGCGACCUACGUUGCUUUGGCAUGUGAAGACUAAACAUAGCGUACUGCGGUCAGAUGCAGAAAGCAAAGACUCAAUUACGGCUACUGAUUCUAUCGGAGAAUCUAACGAGUCGCUUUGUUCCGUGUUGCGUGAAACUGCGUUAGGCUAUGAAUGUAUCAUCUGCCAUAUGCGUUUCAACCAGCGACCUACGUUGCUUUGGCAUGUGAAGACUAAACAUAGCGUACUGCGUGCAGAUACAAAAAGCAAAGACUCAAUUACAGCUACAGAGAAUCUUACGAUCAAAUUAAUUUGUAAUUGCAUGCGAUCCGGACGAGUAACAAAUAAUUAUUUUCCAAUGGACCACGUAUCUGGAGAACACUUCGAGUAUUUAAAUAGACCAAAAAAAACUAAGCGCCAGCAUCAUAAGCAAGUGGCAACUGUUACUGAGGAGGAAUUCACUGAGUCUCCCAGAGGUAUUGAAUACAUAGAAAUUGAGCCCAUUAGUUGGAACGAAUAUUCCUUGAAAGGUGAGGAACAAGAGGAUUUGAUAACAGACGAUGACGCGGUGAAUGUUACAGUAAGUAUAACCGAUGAACAAAAGGAGGAGCCCACUCCUAAAACUUUGCAAACUUCUCGGCGCAAGUUGCGAGCUUUAGCGACUUAUAAAAACUCGACAGCUAUCGAGGGAAAACGAAAAUAUAAAUGUAGAAUAUGCGAGUACGCUGCAAAUGACAUUAGUAACUUGCGAGGCCAUGAGAAACGACACAGUAAUAUAAAGCCUUACGGGUGCCUAAAAUGUGACAAAGCAUUUUAUACGCGCACAGAUUUGAACAACCAUACCAGACGGCACAAUGGAGAAAAGCCUUUUAUCUGUUGUUAUUGCGGCAAUAGAUUUGUAACCGCUGGAAUAUUAAAUAAGCAUGAAAAAUGGCAUCUUGGCAAGAGGGAACAUAAAUGUGAUCAAUGUGAGAAGCGCUUCUUUCACGCAUCUCACCUGCGAAAUCACACGGUUGUGCACACCCAGGAACGCAAUUAUGAAUGCGAGACAUGUCAAGCCAAGUUCACCCUCAAGAGAUCGCUCGAGCUACAUAUGAAAUUACAUGAAAAUGCGUUAGCUUAUGAAUGUAUCAUCUGCCAUACGCGUUUCAACCAGCGAUGUACGUUGCGUUCGCAUAUGAAGACUAAACAUAAAGUACUGCGUGCGGAUGCCGAAAGCAAAAACUCUGUUACAGAUAUUGAUUCUAUCGGAGAAGCUUGAAAGUCAAAUUAAUUAGUAAUUAGUAAGCAUUUAUGGUAGCCUUGAUUAAAGAUUGUCGUAUGUUUUUCGACAAGUUUUUGGAAA
Rhagoletis pomonella (apple maggot) is the source of this 2505-nucleotide messenger RNA. RefSeq names its product zinc finger protein 2-like. Gene Ontology annotation, cellular component: nucleus. Gene Ontology annotation, biological process: regulation of transcription by RNA polymerase II. The coding region runs from base 250 to 2421 and encodes 723 amino acids. The transcript is spliced from 6 exons. Lineage: Eukaryota; Metazoa; Arthropoda; Insecta; Diptera; Tephritidae. Gene Ontology annotation, molecular function: RNA polymerase II cis-regulatory region sequence-specific DNA binding; DNA-binding transcription factor activity, RNA polymerase II-specific. The record is from RefSeq and is a predicted model, not a curated record.